Molecule: messenger RNA, 2101 nt
Organism: Carica papaya (papaya)
Lineage: Eukaryota; Viridiplantae; Streptophyta; Magnoliopsida; Brassicales; Caricaceae
Gene: XK-2
Product: xylulose kinase-2
Biological process (GO): D-xylose metabolic process; xylulose metabolic process; phosphorylation
Cellular component (GO): cytosol
Molecular function (GO): D-xylulokinase activity
Source: RefSeq, a predicted model, not a curated record
UUUCCUCCAUACUUGUCAUAGCAAGAAACAUAAAUUGUAUUCCGAAAUUUUGGGCCUUAAAAUUGAAUUCUAAAAAUGCCGAUAUGCUCCCCCGGAUUUCACGUUUCGUGAUAAGUUCUGAUCCUACAUGUUUGACAAAAAUUUGAUUAGUGUCAACGUAUUUGGCUCUUUGAAUCUUGCUUGAUUAAUUUAAGUUCGAUCAGAACUCGUAUCAUCCAAUUUCUUUUGUCUUUAUCCACUGAUCUGUAACCGAGAUAAUCUAUUUAUCUGCUUUUCCACAAUAAACAAGAGGAACAUCACGCUUGGCUGAGUUCUGUCUCUCGUGAUCUGGUUCUAUUCACUGAACUCCGAGUUUUCUAAUGGCGAAUUCAUCUCUCCCUCGCGACUCGCUUUUCCUUGGACUCGACAGCUCGACUCAGUCCUUGAAGGCUACUGUGUUGGACUCCAAUAUCAACAUUGUCAAAUCUGAACUGGUUCACUUUGAGUCUGAAUUGCCUCAUUACAAGACUAAAGAUGGAAUUUAUAGAGAUCCCACGGACAAUGGCAGAAUUGUUUCACCCACCUUGAUGUGGGUGGAGGCAUUGGAUCUCAUGUUUCAAAAACUAUUAAAAUCAGGUCUCGAUUUUGGCAAAAUUGCUGCUGUUUCUGGCAGUGGACAACAACAUGGCAGUGUCUAUUGGAAGAAAGGGAGUUCUGCAAUAUUAUCAUCACUGGAUUCUAAGAAAUCUUUAGUUGAUCAACUUGGUAAUGCGUUUUCCAUAAAAGAAUCACCAAUAUGGAUGGAUAGUAGCACCACGGCUCAGUGUAGGGAGAUAGAGAAAGCUGUUGGAGGAGCAAUGGAGUUAGCGCAGCUAACUGGUUCACGUGCCUAUGAAAGAUACACAGGCCCACAAAUUAGGAAGAUAUUCCAGACUCAGCCAGAAGUUUAUAGCAAUACUGAGAGGAUAUCUCUUGUUAGCUCAUUCAUGGCUUCUCUCCUUAUUGGGUCAUAUGCUUGUAUUGAUGAAACUGAUGGUGCAGGAAUGAAUUUAAUGGACAUUAAGGAGAGGACCUGGUCUAAACUAGCUUUAGAGGCUACAGCUCCUGGAUUGGAGGAGAAGCUUGGAAAGUUAGCCCCUGCUCAUGCUGUUGCUGGUCCUAUUGCCCCUUAUUUUGUUGAGAGGUUUCAUUUUAAUAAGAACUGUUUGGUUGUUCAGUGGUCUGGAGACAAUCCCAACAGUUUAGCAGGUCUAACUCUAAGCUCUCCAGGGGAUUUGGCAAUAAGUCUGGGCACCAGUGACACGAUUUUUGGGAUCGCCAAAGAUCCUAAACCCAGAUUAGAAGGCCAUGUGUUUCCUAAUCCUGUGGACACUAAAGGCUAUAUGGUAAUGUUGGUAUAUAAGAAUGCAUCGCUCACUCGUGAAGAUGUGCGCAAUCGCUGUGCUGAGAAAUCCUGGGAAGUUUUUAACAAGUUUUUGGAGCAAACACCACCAUUAAAUGGUGGAAAGCUCGGUUUCUAUUACAAGGAGCAUGAAAUUCUUCCCCCCCUUCCAGUGGGCUUUCAUCGCUACGCACUUGAAAAUUUCACUGGAAACACCUUUGAGGGCUUGAAAGAACAGGAAUUGACCGAGUUUGAUCCCCCAACUGAGGUUCGAGCAUUAAUCGAGGGCCAGUUUCUCUCAAUGCGAGCUCACACAGAAAGAUUCGGGAUGCCUUCUCCUCCAAAACGAAUCAUAGCCACUGGUGGAGCAUCGGCAAACAAGAAUAUUCUGAAUAUAGUAGCGACUAUCUUUGGCUGCGAUGUGUAUACUGUCCAGAGACCUGAUUCCGCUUCUCUGGGAGCGGCAUUAAGGGCUGCUCACGGCUGGCUUUGCAGCCAAAAAGGCAGUUUCAUACCCAUGUCGAGCCUUUACGAGGACAAGCUGGAUAAGACAUCUCUAAGCUGCAAACUUGCAGUAAAAGCUGGAGACCUGGAACUGGUUAAGAAGUAUGGAUUGCUGAUGAAGAAGAGAAUUGAAAUCGAGAAUAGACUGGUUGAAAAGUUUGGGCAUUCAUAGAGCGAAAUUAUAGCUAGUUUUCUCAUUUGUUAUUAGAUUUUAUUUGGACUAUAAUUCAAUAAUUA